Molecule: messenger RNA, 1112 nt
Organism: Periophthalmus magnuspinnatus
Lineage: Eukaryota; Metazoa; Chordata; Actinopteri; Gobiiformes; Gobiidae
Gene: tmem119a
Product: transmembrane protein 119a
Exons: 2
Coding region: 128-928 (266 amino acids)
Biological process (GO): positive regulation of bone mineralization; positive regulation of osteoblast differentiation; ossification
Cellular component (GO): plasma membrane
Source: RefSeq, a predicted model, not a curated record
UUGCAGUGAGACCUGAAACUCCUUGGGCAGGACAUGCUCCAAAACUGUCCUCACGUUUAGUUGGAACACUCGUCUCAUCACCAUUUUCGGCUCUGUACUUCACACUGAAGACUUAACAUAGCUGAAAAUGACCAACAUGGCUUUCAACAUACUUUUUGUGGCUCUGUUGUCACUGAGCAAGAGCCAUGCCACCCCAAUGUUCUACAACAUUUCCAUGGAUGGCAGUGGUGACGAUGCAUUGGAGCUCAUUUUCCCCACGUCCUUUUCCACUCGAGCUCCUGUUGAAGUGAGUGCCAGCACAAAGGCGCCAUCCUUCACUGAAACCAUCACCAACACUCUCACCACCACCAUGGUCCGCCUCAAAGACUUUGUCCUCAGUCGAGUGGUCGACUUCCUACAGGAGAACCUGCUCAUCAUCAUUGUCGUCACCUCUGUGCUCAUCGUGAUGGUUUUCAUUAUCUGUUGUGCCUCUGCCAUGAGCCACAAAAGGAAGCUCGAGUCCUACAAGCCUCUUCCCAGCCCCCCAAAAAAGUACACAGCAGAUAAAAAGGGAGUGAGAAAGAAUUCAAGUGAUCUUCACGAGAGGUCUUUUGCUGUUGAUCAUGUCAAAAGGGUUCACUCUCAGGCCCUAGCCUCCCCCAAAACCCUGCGUGUGCCUUCCAAGGCUCUGGUGGGCGAGAAGGGCAGGGAUGUCCCAUCUUCUCCCAGACAGGAAGAGAGAAAGGCCAGAAACACAGAAGAGAUGGAGAGACGCCGAGAGGAGCCCCGGGCCAGAGAGCAGCCCAGAGAGCAGCCUAGAGAGCACCCCAGAGAGCAGCCCAGAGAGGAGAGGAAAUACAGGCAAGACCUGCCCUAUGACAGAGCCAGUCCCAGCUCCAUCUCCAGUCAACCUGUCUGCACCUGCCACCUUAGGAAGACCUACCACUAGAGAAAAACCACGAGCUCCCAACCACCAUCACGUGGGUCACUAUAGUAAGGUAUAACAGAUAUCAAGUGAAUGCAAAUAAAAGAAGGUACGGCGAUCCUUUCUGAGACCUAGUGAGUAGUUUGAUGAAGAUGCUAAAUUUUGGAAGACCCAAACAGAAUAGUGCAGUAGUAAAUCAUGUUUCAGC